GACUUUCAACUGUUCCACGAAUCGCAUAUACUAGAAAAAUACUCAUUGAAAUUAAAGAAUAAUUUUCACUUCGAGACAACCAAAAGGUCUAGUUUUCCGAUCAACUUAGUCUGGGGUAUCAAAGCAACUGAUACCAGCGAUCAGUUUGAUCCGUACGAUAUGGGAGGCCUAAAAUGGGAUAGCGACUUUGAUAUAGCUAGCAAAAAGGGCCAACAGUGGAUCGUUAGCUUUAUAUCUCGGUUGAAAAAGCAACCAUUUUUUCCUAAAGAUAAAGAAUUAGGCAAAAUAUGUUUCAUCGAAGAGUUAUUUGCCUACAUGAGGAUGAAUUGCACGACAAACAACCGAAUUUUUUGUAAAGAUUCAACAUUUCCAUAUAAUUUGACCAUCUUUUCUAAAUGCAUGAUACAUAUGCAAUGCCAAAGAAUCAAGGAGAUUCAGUUUGGUUUUCAAAGUGUAACAGAUGGUGCCCACUCUUCGACGCCAAUGGUCGGUUGA
Molecule: messenger RNA, 495 nt
Organism: Paramuricea clavata
Lineage: Eukaryota; Metazoa; Cnidaria; Anthozoa; Malacalcyonacea; Plexauridae
Source: the annotation of a GenBank genome assembly